This is a messenger RNA of Phycodurus eques (leafy seadragon), 1469 nucleotides long. Its product is annotated as zinc finger protein 577-like. The transcript is spliced from 2 exons. NCBI's taxonomy places the organism in Eukaryota, Metazoa, Chordata, Actinopteri, Syngnathiformes, Syngnathidae. Gene Ontology annotation, biological process: regulation of transcription by RNA polymerase II. Gene Ontology annotation, molecular function: RNA polymerase II cis-regulatory region sequence-specific DNA binding; DNA-binding transcription factor activity. Bases 216 to 1232 code for a protein of 338 amino acids. The record is from RefSeq and is a predicted model, not a curated record.
UGUCUCGAAUGAACGCUGAAAAAUAAGCAGCAAGACGGCGAGAUGUCGACGCUCGCGUUCAUGAUCCAAUUUCUUCUUUAUUUUGUACAUAUAUUUGUCGAGUACGAGAACAAACCGAUGAAUUACUAUUGUCGGUGCACUCUUUAGCUUCAGGUGAAAUUUAGCGACACAUUGCGAAGCAGAGAUCGAGUGAGGUUGGUGGUUAUCGUGUGAAAAUGUGUGCAAGGGGUGUGAAAGUAGAGUACGAGGAGGAACUUCGGCGAGCAAAAGAGGAGAACGAGAGACAACGCCAACCGCUCGAUGCUGCUUUCAAGAAGCCUCGAGAUGUGUUACACAAAGCAGAUGUCAAUGAAGAAGAUCUUCCUUCUGAGCAGCAGGAAUGGAGCUCCUGGGUGAAGCAGGAGGGUCCAGAGCCAGCCCCCAUUAAAGAAGAAGAGGAGGAACACAGCAUCAGUCCAGAGGGACAGAAGAUUCAAGGGCUCGAGGAGGCCAAUAUCACCAAGUUGCCAUUGAAGAGUGAUGAUGAUGAUGAUGAUGGUGAUGAUGGAGACCAUUGUGGGGGAUCACAAGCAGACAGCCUCUUAGCCCCACUGUCAGAUAGCGACGACAUAACGUCACACUCCUCGGACAUUGAUGACGAACACUCCAAAGGUGAACUGACAAUUCCCACUGACAACAAACGCUGCAAAUGUUCUCAGUGUGACAAAACAUUUUUCAACAAGUCAAAGUUAGAAAGACACACGAGAACACACACUGGCGAGAAACCUUAUGCCUGCUCAGUUUGUGGUAAAACAUUCACCUGGAAAGCAGGUUUAAUAAGGCACACAAGAACACACACUGGGGAGAAACCUUUUCCGUGCUCGGUUUGCGGCGAAAGAUUCGCUCAUAAGGAACAACUGGGGAGACACACAACAACACACACUGGACAGACACACUUUGCCUGCUCAGUUUGUGGUAAAAUAUUCACUUGGAAAACUGGUUUGAUAAGGCACACAAGAUCACACACUGGGGAGAAACCUUUUCCCUGCUCGGUUUGCGGUAAAACAUUUAAUCAGAAGACAACUUUAAUAAGGCAUACAAGAACACACACAGGUGAGAAACCUUUUGCCUGCUCGGUUUGUGGUCAAAGAUUCACUCAGAAGGGAAAUUUAGAAAAACACGCAAGGCGACACACUUUGGUUCUCCCCAGUGUCAACUUUUGCCUGCUUAAUCUGCCACCUAACUUUCAUUAAAGAUAGGACAGGGUUGGUUCAACACACAAAAUGACCAACUGGGGAGAGUUUCAUGCUCAGCUUGUGAUGGAAAAAAAAAAAACAAAUUCUCUGAAAGGCACUUUGACAGCACACACAAGAAUACACAUGAGUGAGAAAGCAUGAGAUGCAAGUGUGUUGAUGAAAACAGCAGCUGUAAAUGCACACAGCUAAACAAAUAUUGACUCAUUGUGGUAAGAUGGAAAAGUGUAUAUUUUA